Ichthyophthirius multifiliis is the source of this 1430-nucleotide messenger RNA. RefSeq lists its product as hypothetical. Lineage: Eukaryota; Ciliophora; Oligohymenophorea; Hymenostomatida. The transcript has a single exon. The record is from RefSeq and is a predicted model, not a curated record.
AAGAGCAUAAUUGAAUAUAAAAAGGCAAGUUUAAUGAUAAUAAGAAUUAUUAUUUUCUUAAAUUUAUACUAUAGGUAAGUGAGUUUCGGUGCAUAAUUUGCAUUAAAUAAAUUAAUUUUUAUUAGGAGAAGUUUAAUUAGACUUUUUUAAAUCACAUCUCGUACAAAAGAAUUUAUUUUCUAAAAAUUGUAUACCGUAGCAGUUUUUAUGAAAAAAUAUUGCACAAUUAGAACAUUAGAUUAAAGGAUUAUUUGCAUUUUAGAAAUUAUAAAAACAUAUUGAACAUGAAGUUUUUUAUAUUUACUUAGAUGAAGGAAUUUUCUGAUUUUUUUUUUUAAUUUGGCUUAUUUUUAUUUAAAUUUGUUAUUGCUUUUCUGUCUUUUUGUCUAAUAAUUAUUUCUUUUCUUCUUAUUGCUUUUUUUAUUCUUCUUUUUAUUAUGAUAAAUCCUCAUUUUCGUUAAUAUUAGGGUUUUGGGUAUCCAAAAAACCAAUUUUUAAGUUUUUUAUAAUAGAUAUUUGACGAAGAUUAUCUAAUAAUUAAAUUGAUACCUUCUUUUGGGGUUAAUAAUUUUCUUGGAUGACUUUUUUAAUUAUAUUAGCUAUUUUAGAAUCAUUUUGAAGAUUUUAUAAUUCUUAGUUCAAAUAUUCGAUGUAAGUUUCUAUUUGAGUUUUAUCACUUAUAUCGUUAAUUAUUUUUUGUUGGUAUAUUAUGCUUUUUUCGGCAGUCUCUUUGUCUAUUUUUAUGAUUUUUUUUAAAAUUAAAGAUAGGCUGUUUGUUGCUUCUGAAUCUUCUGAGUUUAUAUAUUUUUAAAUAUGAUUUUCUAGAUUUUAGUUUUUUUGGAGAUACUCGGAAAUAUUUUUAUUUGAAAAAAUAUCGAAUUUCGAUUAUUUUUCAAUUUUAAUAUCUUGUAUUUCGUUUAAAUUUUUUAAUUUGUAAAUGCAUAAAAAUUAAUCUUCAUUGUCUUAUUUUAAAAAUAAAGUAGUAAGAUAAUUAUUAUAUUUAAAAGGUAAAACUUAUUAAUAAUUUUUGAAUCUUUAAUUUAUUAUUGAUUUUUACAAAUUAAUUUAACUUUUUUAAAUUUAAUUUAUUGUUUCUGGUUAAAAACUAUUUUCUAAUACUUAAAUAAGCUAUUCUGAGUUUCUUAUAUUUUAUAUUUAGUCGUGUUAAAAUUAAGGGAAGAAAUCAUUAUCUAAUUAAUCCCAAAGUUAAAAUGAUUCGUUUGUAUAUAAAGCAUGUGGAGUUAUUCUUUUUAUUAAUUAAUCGAAUACAAAAUGUUAAUCUGAUUAUUAUUGAAUUUGACUUUUUUAUAAAAGUGAAUUUAUUUAUAUGCUAGAUAUUAAUUCAUCAUUUUCAUUAUUGUCCCAAUAACUCUCUUGUGAUGUUUAGGACUAGUUUUGGCUUGAAUUUAAUAAAGAAUUGCUAUUUUAUG